This is a messenger RNA of Lucilia cuprina (Australian sheep blowfly), 3145 nucleotides long. It is a transcript of the gene Brd8, whose product is annotated as bromodomain-containing protein 8. The transcript has 3 exons. Lineage: Eukaryota; Metazoa; Arthropoda; Insecta; Diptera; Calliphoridae. Gene Ontology annotation, cellular component: NuA4 histone acetyltransferase complex. Gene Ontology annotation, molecular function: protein binding. The record is from RefSeq and is a predicted model, not a curated record. Bases 121 to 3060 code for a protein of 979 amino acids.
GUUAAUAUUUGUCGGCGCAGAGCUCUGUAUGCCAGAGCAUUUUAAGUGAAAAGAUUUGGUAAAAAAAUAAUAAUAAAACUAAUCAAAAGUACUGAAAAAUUAAAAAAAUAUAUUAAAUAAAUGACUAGUGUACAAGAACGCUUACAAAUCAAUCGUAUGCCAUUGGAUAAAUGGUCGGUCCGUGAGCAAUUAUGUUUGGCCUCGGCCGUCGCCUGUAGUGGUGAUCAAAAUUGGAUGUCUGUCAGCCGAACAUUGAAAAUUGUUUGCGGAAAUUCUAAAGAUGCUUUGCAAUCUCGACCGGCCGAUUGGUUUUCACAAAAAAACUGUGCUGUUCAAUAUGGUCAACUAUUGGAAGAUGUUGAGACACCAAAGCGUAAGAAACGCACAUCGGAGAGUAGUGUAUCGUCUUCACCGGCCACCGUAGAGCCUCCCACUGAAGCUAUACUCAAACGGUUAACGGAAGAGCGUAUGCAAGAGAUAAAAAUGGAAUUGAGGCGGGAACAGGAAGAAUAUGCCAAAUUGUAUGCUGAAAUUAAAGCCAUACAGGCUGGACAAAUUGGUGAUGAUCAGUUGCUUCAAAUGUGGAAAGAACUUGAAAAGGAGCAGGAAAUGCAAAGAAUAGAAGAAAUGAAGUUAGAAAAUCAAUUGCGUGAAAGAGAGUUAAAAAAGCAAGAACUACAAAGAAGUUGGCGUACAGGUACUAAUACACACAGUUCAUCUUCUUCAACACACUCACAGAAAUCAUCAACAGAUACUACAGCUGUGGAUAUGGAUGUAGAAGAAAUCAUUGGUACAGGAAAAACAAUUAUACAGUCAAAUAACAAUAAUAGUGCAGCCCAAAUACAAACAGGUACAUCACCUUUGUUGUCAUCUCUCUUAAAAUCACCCACAACAGGAGCACCAGCAACAAGCCUAAUACCUUCAUCUCCUUCUGUACGCAAUACUGCGCCCACUAUAACAACUCUAUUAACGGGAGGAUCUAUACCAAAUCAAAAUCAGCCAGCUCUAAUACCAUCGCAUGAUGAAGCGGUCCAACUGUUGACAAGACCCAUAAGUGGACCUCCAUUGGAUACUAUAGCAACUCCAGCAUUAAUUACGCAGAAUUUAUUAAGUCCUUCACAGUCAGCACCCACUCUUUCAAUGUUGCUCGAAAAGAACAAAAGCGGUGGGCCAUUCCCAAUAGAAGCUAAAAAUUCAGAUUUAACUGCUUCAACAAAUGCAAAAGUAGUGGAAAACUCGACAAUGAGUGAUUCCAACAAUGAAUCAGUGCCAAUGGAUAUUGAAGAGGAUUUAACGGCAACAAAAAUAGAGUCGAAUGAGGAACUACAAAGUGGCGACAUCGAUGAUACCGAUCCGAAUGAAGAGCAACAGCUUUUGGAAGUUUUUAAGAACAUUGGUAAUAUAGAAGAGUUAGACAUCGAUGUUUCCGAUGUUAUAGACGAAGAAGUAGAUUUUCUAAAAGGUGUAGACGAAGAAACUCCACUGGAUGAAAAUAUUGACCUUGAGCAAAAAUUAGAUGAUAAUUUUACUGAACUGACGGAUAAUACAAAACUUUUUCAUAAUGAUGCUAGCUCUGGCGAUUCUAGCGAAAAGUCAUUAACGGCGCAAAAAUCUGUCGAAAUUAAAUCAGAAGGCGGUAAGAUAGAAAUAAUAUCAAGCGAUGAUUCCAAUGAUAACAUACCACUGGCAGCUGUGGCAUCUUUGGAAUCUUCUAAGGAUCGUUUGAAUAUGAACGAAUCAUCGAAUGAAGAGCAUUUUUUAAAAGAUCAGGUGGAGUCUGCAAUUUUAAAAAACGAACUAGAUCAAGUAGAAAUCGCAAAUGAAACUAGUUCCAACAAUAGCGUGACCAUUAAACAGGAAAUGCUAGAUGAUCACGAAAAAAUCAUUGCGGAGCCUUCACCUAAUGACAAUGAGACAAAUAACAAAAAACAAACGGCAGAACACAUUGAACAUAAGGACGAUGUUUUCGUGGCACCCAUGGUGGAAGAGAUAAAACAGGAAAGUAUUGCUAAAAAAGAUAGGGAAGAGGUCAAGGAAGAACAACAUCAAGAAGAAAGAGAAAUUAAAAUGGAGACAAAAGAAGAACAUGAAAUGAAUGUAGAUACUUCAAAUUACGUAGAGGAAAUGGGUAAUAACGAACAGCUAACUUCUAAUAGCAUGAACAACGAUUCACAGCAAGAACCCACGGAAACUUUGGUGAUGCCAAAAAUACAGCCACCACCAUCUAUAUCUAUUGCAGAUACUGAUGAAAACUCUUCAUCAACAGACAUAAGUGUGCAGACACGUAAAGAUGAAAAGCACAGUAGUAGCCGGGGACAACGAAAAAGUCCACAUGAAACUAAGACUGACGAUGAAAUGCCGAAUCCCUCCUUACAACAAAUGGCAACACCAAAUAUUAACACAGCUAGUGGCAAUCUAACACCACGACCAACAGCUCUACGUAAAUUACGCGAUCGUGAUCGUUCGGAAAGUCCAAUGAUUGAUGAUGACGCCACCACACAUAGUGAUCACUCCACAACAAAUCAACGCUCUCGAAGGCGUUACUCUUCAACACCAGUCAUCGACAGUAUACCAAAUUCGCCGGCAUCCAGUGAUCGUGACGAACGUGAACUCAGAACCUCCAAAAAGUCUCUACUUAGUAUCUACAAUGUUUUGUACUCCAGUAAAUAUUCUGCCACUUUACAAAGAGUUCUUAGUGAUGAUUCCUCUAGCCAGAGAUUAGAUGAAAUAUGCCUCAGAUCCAUAGAUUUUAUAACAAUAAAGCGAAAUAUAGAAACUGGUCAUAUACGCUCUAUCUAUGAGUUGCAAAGAGACAUUCUAUGGAUGUGUCAAAAUGCUCUAAUGAUUACUAAAUCAUCUUCGGCUACAUUUAAAACUAUUCUACAGUUUCAACAGGAAUGUCAAAAUAUAAGAGAAUUUAUGGCUAAUGGCUGUGAAACGGGACAAAAGAUGGAUCGAGAAACUCGUGAUACUAAAUCGAAUAGUUCAACAGCUUCCUCCACUGGUGGAGGUACCUCAAAGGGACGCAGUGGAUCUAGGAAAAGUUUACGUUUAUCGUAAAGUAAAUGAUACAAUUAAUUAAUAUAAAUAAAACAAUUAAUUAAUAGAAAACAAUAAAGAUAUAUUCAUACAUACUACAUAACAA